Molecule: messenger RNA, 525 nt
Organism: Acaulospora morrowiae
Lineage: Eukaryota; Fungi; Glomeromycota; Glomeromycetes; Diversisporales; Acaulosporaceae
Source: the annotation of a GenBank genome assembly
GCUCUUGUGCAAGAAGUGGUCGGAAAUUUUUCAAAUCGCCUUCAACCCUAUGGUAUAAAAGUUGCUGAACUUACGGGUGACCGUCAACUAACUAAGCAACAGAUAGCCGAAACGCAGAUAAUAGUAACUACUCCUGAAAAAUGGGAUGUAAUAACAAGAAAAGCCACAGAUAGGAGCUAUACGAAACUUGUUAGACUUACAAUUCUUGACGAAGUACAUUUGCUUCAUGACGAUCGUGGGCCGGUUCUGGAAAGUAUUGUGGCAAGAACAAUUCGUCAUAUGGAGCAGACGCAGGAAAAAAUUCGGUUGAUUGGUCUUUCGGCAACACUUCCUAAUUACAUUGACGUCGCCACCUUUUUACGAGUAAAACCUGAUAUAGGCUUAUUUCAUUUUGAUGGAUCUUAUCGUCCGUGUCCUCUAAAACAAGAAUUUAUUGGGGUUACAGAAAAGAAGGCUAUCAAAAGAUUUCAAGUCAUGAAUGAAGUAACUUAUCUUAAAGUCAUGGAACAAGCCGGUAAAAAUCAG